Molecule: messenger RNA, 741 nt
Organism: Lampris incognitus (smalleye Pacific opah)
Lineage: Eukaryota; Metazoa; Chordata; Actinopteri; Lampriformes; Lampridae
Gene: tmem91
Product: transmembrane protein 91
Exons: 3
Coding region: 1-741 (246 amino acids)
Cellular component (GO): membrane; intracellular membrane-bounded organelle
Source: RefSeq, a predicted model, not a curated record
AUGGAGAAACUGGAUGAGCUGGAGCACCCUCUUCUAGGGGACAGCCCCAAAAACAGCGAAGGGCAAGGGCCGGCGCCGGGGCCGGGGCCCAUACCAGCUCCCGGAGGACUGUUCAAAGGGAUCCUGGUGAGGUGUGAGGAGGACAGGGUGUACCCUCCCCUGGCGUGGAGGAGCUACUGCGGAGGCCCCCCGGAGCUGAAGCAGCAGCAACAGCUGCUGGACCCCUGCUCCCUGCCGCGCACGCUGGAGUCCUUCUACCCCGCGGCCCCCAUCUGGGGCCCCGCGGACUCCCUGCUGAGCAAGGACUACCUGGAGACGACGUUUGUGGACGUCCACCCCGGCUCCUCCCUGGAGAGGAAGCUACUGGCGGAGACGCACGACUACCACGCGGUGUCCUACAGCAUGGACGACGAGGACGACCUGCUCCCUGAUUUUGAGGACUCGUCCAGUGAUGAGUUCAGUGACACCGACAGCGAGAGCAACUUCCCGCUGAUGAUUCCUCAGGACUAUCUGGGCCUGGCCUUCUUCUCCAUGCUCUGCUGUUUCUGGCCCCUGGGCAUCGCUGCUUUCUACCUAUCACAAAAGACCAACAAGGCGUCGGCGCAGGGGGAUUUCCAGGGGGCCAACGCAGCAUCCCGCCAGGCCCUGUGGCUCUCUGUGCUCUCCAUCGUCUUCGGAGUCAUAACCUACAUCUGUGCGGUGGCAGCGCUCAUCUCCUACCUGUCCGGGAAACCGCCUUAA